This is a messenger RNA of Pieris brassicae (large cabbage white), 789 nucleotides long. RefSeq names its product transcription factor MafK (gene maf-S). The transcript is spliced from 4 exons. Bases 197 to 610 code for a protein of 137 amino acids. Gene Ontology annotation, cellular component: nucleus. Gene Ontology annotation, biological process: regulation of transcription by RNA polymerase II. NCBI's taxonomy places the organism in Eukaryota, Metazoa, Arthropoda, Insecta, Lepidoptera, Pieridae. The record is from RefSeq and is a predicted model, not a curated record. Gene Ontology annotation, molecular function: DNA-binding transcription factor activity, RNA polymerase II-specific; RNA polymerase II cis-regulatory region sequence-specific DNA binding.
CUCUGUUCAUAAUUCACGUUGUUGUGUUUACUAUUAAAGUUAUAUGCGUAAAAUUCGUAAAAGUUUUGCAGAAUAUAUCCUAUUCAUAAUAAAGUCUAGUUUGAUGUACCAGAUCAUUCUGUGGCAGAUAUAAUUAAACUUAAAUUGUAUAUUCAGUAUCGGGUAGCCGUAACUUAUUUCUCUAAAAAAGAUUACUAUGCCACAUGAUUUAAAGAGCCUGGCUGCCAGGAAAGCACUGAUGGCUCCACUCUCACCAACUCCAUGUGCAGAGAUCAGUGAUGAUGAGCUGGUAUCUAUAUCAGUUCGCGACCUUAACAGACAGCUUAAGAUGAGAGGGCUUACUCGAGAUCAGAUUGUUAGGAUGAAACAACGGCGCCGCACAUUAAAGAACCGUGGAUAUGCAGCCUCGUGUCGCAUUAAACGAAUAGAACAGAAAGAUGAAUUGGAAACUGAGAAAAGUCAGGAAUGGCAUGACAUGGAGUCAAUGCAAGACGAAAACAACAGGAUUCGUGAAGAAAUAGAAGCUUUGAGGUCGAAAUAUGAUGCCUUGAGACGAUUUGCUUCUAUGAAAAGUAUUCCUCUACCAAGUGAAUUAGAUAUUAUACCUUAGUAAACAAAUAUAACUUUAAUAUGAGAAGAGAAUAUCCUUUUGUAUAGUUAUUCAAUGUUAAAAUACUUAUCAAUUGAAUACCAUUUUUAAUAUUACGUGUUAAGAAAAAUUUUUCAAUGCACAAAAAUUUAUUUUGUUUCAAUCCUUAAUAUAUUUUGUAUAGGUACCGGCAAACAUCU